UUUUUUUUUUAUUUUUUCAAACUGAGAAGAAACAGGGUCAAGAUGGACAGCAUAAAAGAAGCUGAAUCAGCUGUCUUCAUAGGUCUGGUGGUCGCUUUGUUCCUUCACCACACUGGUCGCUUGUUGCAGGCCAUCGAGGUUUACAAGGAAUGUUUGAUUAUAUUACACAGUCAGGCGCAAGCUAUGGAUAGUUCAUUGGCAAACUUAACGUUCAAAGGCAUCUACAUGGCAAUAGCCUGUGCUUCCAUUGACAUAAAGGAUUGCAUAAGUGCAGAAAAAUACCUCAGGAAACUCCUUCUAUACCUGGAUUCUAAUGACACCGCUAUAAAAGGAGGGAUAUAUUUAAAACUGGCAGAAAUACUUCAGGUACAAAGUGAAUUAAUGGAGGCCUGGAAAUUUUACGAAUCAGCAAUCAACAUCAUGAAAAUGGUGGGGAACAGAGAUGGCCAGGUGCUAUGUUACGCAAAACUCGGAGCAAUGUUGCUAUCGCACAGUAAAUAUGACAAAGCCCGUGAAUGUCUGGAGAAAGCACUCGCUAUCACAACAGAAAUUGGCGACAGGGAAGGAGAGGCAAUAAUCUACAGGGGACUAGGAAAUUUGUUCCAAUCAAUCUGUAAAUAUGACAAGGCCCGAGAAUAUCGGGAGAAAGGACUGGGUAUCAGAAUAGAACUUGGUGACAGGGAUGGAGAAGCAUCAAGCUACGGAAACCUAGGAACUUUGUUCCAAUCAAUCGGUCAAUAUGACAAGGCCCGAGAAUAUUAUGAGAAAGCACUCGGUAUCAGAAUAGAACUUGGUGACAGGGAUGGAGAAGCAACAAGCUACGGAAACCUAGGAACUUUGUUCCAAUCAAUCGGUCAAUAUGACAAGGCCCGAGAAUAUCUGGAGAAAGCACUCGCUAUCACAACAGAAAUUGGUAAAAGGGAUGGAGAAGCAUCAAUCUACGGAAACCUAGGAACUUUAUUCCAAUCACUCUGUCAGUAUGACAAGGCCCGAGAAUAUCAGGAGAAAGCACUCGCUAUCAGAGUAGAAACUGGUGACAAGGUUGGAGAAGCAACAAGCUACGGAAACCUAGGAACUUUGUUCCAAUCAAUCGGUCAAUAUGACAAGGCCCGAGAAUAUCAGCAGAAAGCACUCGCUAUCACAAAAGAAAUUGGUAAAAGGGAUGGAGAAGCAUCAAUCUACGUAAACCUAGGAGUUUUGUUCCAAUCACUCUGUCAGUAUGACAAGGCCCGGGAAUAUCUGGAGAAAGCCCUCGCUAUGAAAACAGAAAUUGGUGACAGGGAUGGAGAAGCAACAAGCUACGGAAACCUAGGAACUUUGUUCCGAUUACUCGGUCAAUAUGACAAGGCCCAAGAAUAUCAGGAGAAAGCACUCGCUAUCAGAGUAGAAAUUGGUAACAAGGAUGGAGAAGCAUCAAGCUACGGAAACCUAGGAACUUUGUUCCAAUCACUCGGUCAAUAUGACAAGGCACGAGAAUAUCAGGAGAAAGCACUCGCUAUCAGAAUAAAAAUUGGUGACAGGUGUGGAGAAGCAAGAAGCUAUGGAAACCUCGCAUGUUUGUGUUUCUCACGAGGCAUAUAUGCAAAGGCUGACGACUAUCUGAAGAAGGCAAUGGCAGUUAGAAAGGGUAUCGAUGAUAGAAGGGGAGAAGCAACAGACUACACAUGCCUUGGUGAAAUUUCUGAUAAGCGUGGUGAACAUGACGAGGCUCAAGAAUAUUACGAGAAAGCCCUUGCAAUUUGCAUGGACAUCGGUUAUAGAGAGGGAGUAGUGGCCAGCUAUACCAAUUUAGGAUUGUUUUACCAAUCGCUUGGUAAAAAUGACAUAGCCGAAGGAUACCUUAAGCAAGCUCUCCUAUUAAGUAGGGAGAUUGGACCCAAAUUGGACGAGUUUCGCUGCCUUUGUAAUCUAUCGGUGUUAAUGGCGUCACAAGGUCAUCUUGAAGAGGCUUCUUGGUAUCUUUUUCAAGGCAUCCAAAAGUUCGAAACUUUGAGAGGUUUUCUUAAAGACCACGAUGAGUUUCAAAUAUCUCUUUUCGAAAAGUACGGCACCUUUCCUUACAAGUCGUUAAGCAGGUUGCUUUCUUCCAUUGGAGAGCCUGAAGGCGCCCUUUACGUCGAGGAGCUGAGAAGGGCAAGAGGCCUGGCCGACUUGAUGAAAGCUCGGUACUCUGUUCAAGGGCAGAUCUCAUGCGAUCCACAAUCUUGGUGUGGCAUUCAAGGGAUCAUCAGAAAAGAAGCAGACUGUGCAUGCCUGUACAUUUCGGUCAGUGAAAAUGAUGUACGAUUCUGGAUAAUAAAAGCAACGGGAGCUUUUCUUUUUUCAGGAAAGAAAGUGAACCUGGACCCAAACAAGGUGACCGGAAUAGUCCCUGAGUUAGAUGAGUUUUUUAAAGAACUGAUGUCACCUCUUAACUGUCAUUACUAUGAUACCGAAGAUUUCAAAACAAGUCUUCACUUGUGUUACAAGAUAAUCAUUGCUCCCGUGGCCAGUUUACUGAAGCAGCCCGAGAUCAUAAUUGUGCCUGAUUCCUGUGUGUACCAUGUGCCAUUUGCAGCCUUGGCUGACGAAGGAGGCAAGUAUUUAUCAGAGACAUGCAGGAUUCGGCUGGUUCCCUCUCUCACGACCCUAAAGCUUGUACAAGACAGUCCUCCAGACUAUCACAGUCAGACCGGGGCUCUAAUAGUGGGUGACCCUGUGGUUGGAACGGUGAUUUACAAGGGAAGGUGCAGAAAAAUGAAACCAUUGGCGUAUGCAAGAAAGGAAGCAGAGAUGAUUGGAACACUUCUUGGCGUAACGCCUUUGAUAGGAGAGUCCGCUACAAAGCAUUCUGUACUCCAAGCGAUAAACUCAGUGAGCCUGAUACACAUUACUGCGCAUGGAGAUCCCGAAAGAGGGGAGAUUGCUCUUUCUCCUGAGCACCAUUCCCCACUCCCACCUUUUCCUAAAGAAGAAGACUAUCUUUUGACGAUGGCAGAUAUUUCAAAAACUCGGUUGCGAGCUAAACUAGUGGUGCUUAGUUGUUGUCACAGUGCUCGUGGAAAGAUUAGAACAGAGGGAGUUAUUGGAAUCGCCCGAGCGUUCUUAGGAUCCGGAGCUCGUUCAGUGUUAGUGGCACGAUGGGCCCUGGAUGACAAAGUCACAGAGCAGUUCAUGACUUGUUUCUACAAACAUUUGUACCGCGGUGAAAGCGCAAGUGAAUCUCUCCACAAGGCCAGGAAGUGGAUGAGAAAUAACGGCUUUGACAAAGUUUCUCAAUGGGCGCCAUUUAUGAUCAUGGGCGACAACGUGACAUUUGAUUUUGGAAAUUGGCCGGUGCCUAGCGCACCUUAA
Molecule: messenger RNA, 3333 nt
Organism: Pocillopora meandrina
Lineage: Eukaryota; Metazoa; Cnidaria; Anthozoa; Scleractinia; Pocilloporidae
Source: the annotation of a GenBank genome assembly